Molecule: messenger RNA, 1941 nt
Organism: Coprinopsis cinerea okayama7#130
Lineage: Eukaryota; Fungi; Basidiomycota; Agaricomycetes; Agaricales; Psathyrellaceae
Product: glucooligosaccharide oxidase
Exons: 9
Coding region: 1-1497 (498 amino acids)
Molecular function (GO): oxidoreductase activity; FAD binding
Source: RefSeq, a predicted model, not a curated record
AUGGUCGAAUUCAAGGCGUUGUUGUCGUCAUGCAUUGUCGCGCUUUCGCUGCAGGGCUCUGGGGUGAACGCGGCGGCUGUUAGCGCGUCGGCCUCCCUUCAUUCGGAUCUAAAGAAUUUGGGAUUCAACGUUACCAUCCCUAACGAUACGGGGUAUAGCUAUGUUUCGGCUGCAUUCAACCUUCGAUACCAACUCAAGCCCGCAGCAGUCGCCUUCCCGUCAAAUACAAAACAAGUAGCGGAUGUUGUUCGCGUCGCUGCUAGACACAAUUACAAAGUCGUUUCGAGGAGUGGAGGGCACAGCUAUGCUGCGAGUGGCCUGGGAGGAAAAGACGGACUCGUGGUCCUUGAUCUUAGGCAUCUGAACGCGGUCAAGUUCGACUCUGCUUCCAAUAGGGCGACUAUUGGUCCUGGAACGCAUUUAGGAGAGCUUGCGACGUCCUUGGGAAACCAUAACCGCGUCUUGCCACAUGGAACGUGUCCACUGGUCGCUGUGGGAGGCCAUGCAGCAUUUGGUGGAUAUGGCUUCAUGGCGAGGAAGCACGGGCUUUUGGCGGAUACGGUUCAAGAGGCGGAGGUCGUGUUGGCGAACGGGACGGUCGCUGUUACUUCGAAGAGCAAGCAUCCUGAUCUCUUCUGGGCCAUUCGAGGUUCCGCGCCAUCCUUCGGAAUCGUCACCUCCAUCACAUCACAGACCUUCCCUAUGCCCCCGUCUACAACGACUUUUGAGUAUGGAUGGACCCUUUCCCCAUCCGAGCUUUCCAAGAUCAUCAAUCAUUUCCAGCAUUUCGUCAGAAAUAACGCCGGUUUCGCGCCAGAGCUUUCAGCGGAACUUUAUAUCGCUCCAGACAUUCGAACGCGACAACUCACUGUCUCGCUUUCCGGUGCCUUCUACGAUUCCCCGUCAAAAUUCCAGAGCGCCAUCUCUGGUCUGAUUAAUGGGAUGCCUCCAGUGGGAUGGAGCUCCAAGACGGACGGAACGUAUUUGAAGAGUGUCGAGCAUUUUGGGCAGUGGAGUUGGGGCAAGCAUGAUACUUUCUAUGCGAAGUCUCUUCUUACUCCUGCGGACGAGCUGAUGACGACCAAUGCGAUUGACGCAUUCACGAGGUACCUUGGCAGUAAUGGGCUCGGCUCGAAUACGAAUUGGUUCAUCCAAAUCGGAAGUUUUGGGGGCCCUACUUCAAAGAUCAAUCAGUUUAGCGCUGAUGAGUCGUCUUUCGCGCACCGUGAUUCGUUGCUUCUGUUCCAGUUCUAUGGGAGGACAUUCUUCCCUCCCUUCCCUGCGUCAGGUUUCACUUUGCUCGACGGCAUGGUCGAUAGCAUUGUCCAUAACAGCCCAGCCGGGUGGAAAUACGGCGCCUACACCAAUUAUGUUGACGAUCGCCUGGCCAACUGGCAACACUUGUAUUAUGGUAACCACUAUCCAAGGUUGCAACGAUUGAAGACUCUCUACGACCCCAACAAUGUCUUUUCUUUCCCGACGUCGAUUUCUGCAUAGCUUCGUACAUUCUCAAAUACAGGAGUUCCGGAUCGACUACGCCUUGACUGUGAGCACACCAAAAAAAUAGGCUAGUCCUCGAUAGCUAAAUACGAAACCGAAACGUUAUGAAUUCGGGUGUUGCUCCACUGUUCGAUCUUCCAAUCCAUGCCUCUUCCUGUGAUGUUCGACACCUUGGCGUGGACCCUGAGGGUCUCUGGGGCUUCAGCGUCGAUGUUAUUGAUGGAAAAGAACAACGAUGGUGGUCCAUUCUUGAAUUCCCUAGAGAAGUUGACGGUCCCUGUCUGACUUCUUUUGGAGGGGUUGAGUCCACUCGCUUUGAACUCGCCAACGCAGAGUUGUUGGCCUGGAAGGCCGUGUUCCGGGAAUGCCAGCCAAUGGACAUGGGUGUUACUGAGCGACUUCCACUGCCUCGUCCUCCCGAUAUUGACGGUGAAGCCUCGG